Molecule: messenger RNA, 871 nt
Organism: Sclerotinia trifoliorum
Lineage: Eukaryota; Fungi; Ascomycota; Leotiomycetes; Helotiales; Sclerotiniaceae
Source: the annotation of a GenBank genome assembly
AAUCCCACACGAUAUGGCAAAGGGAAGCUUGAGAUGUGAAUUAUAAACACCAUUCCGACCUCGAAUUGAUCUUUUGACUCAAUUUUGCAAUCAAAUAAAGAAAAGUAAGGUAUUUUUCAACACAAUUCGCAAAUAUGUCUGAUAAAUCCAAUAUCGCUACGCUCGAUGUAAGUUAUCCUCCUGUGAAAACUACCCCGCUUCCAGACUCCAAUAAUCAUAAUAUCGCCAAAGUCCCCAAAACUUCUUCACAACUAACGCACUUAAAACAGAGCACCCUAAUCGACCGACUCCCAUCCUCAUCCAAAACCCUCUUCGAAGCCAAAGCCACCAAAUCCCUAACCUUCGAAUCCAUCGCCCAGGAACUCGGCCGCUCCGAAGUAGCAGUCGCAGCACUCUUCUACGGACAAGCCCAAGCCUCCGCGGCGGAUAUUGAAAAACUCUCACAAAUUCUCGAGGUUCCUCAAUCCAAACUCGAAGCUGAACUGGGAGGGUUCCCGGAUCGUGGUCGUGCGGGUCCGAUGCCCCCUGUUGAACCGCUCAUCUAUCGUUUGUAUGAGAUUGUCCAGAAUUAUGGUUAUGCUUAUAAGGCGGUUUUGAAUGAGAAGUUUGGGGAUGGCAUUAUGAGUGCUAUUUCUUUCAGUACGAAGGUUGAGAAGGAGGUUGAUGAGCAGGGGAAUAAUUGGGCGGUUAUUACCUUGAGGGGGAAGUGGUUGCCGUUUUCUAGGUUUUAGACUGGUGGUUGGGGAGGGAGGAAUGGUGGAUUGAGGAUAUUUUGAAGAAUUAUAGGUCAAAGGGGUAAAAAGCAAUUGGUGUCAUGAUUUUAUGAUAAAUUAUGAUAGGCCUGGAGAAAUUAAUGUAUCAAUGAAUGUUU